Molecule: messenger RNA, 853 nt
Organism: Perca fluviatilis (European perch)
Lineage: Eukaryota; Metazoa; Chordata; Actinopteri; Perciformes; Percidae
Gene: ggctb
Product: gamma-glutamylcyclotransferase b
Exons: 4
Coding region: 62-721 (219 amino acids)
Molecular function (GO): gamma-glutamylcyclotransferase activity
Source: RefSeq, a predicted model, not a curated record
UUAGCAUGACAAUGGUGUGUGAGUGCUGGAAGGCCAGGACUUCAUUCGGUCACUGCAGCUCAUGCUCCCUCACCUCCAAACACUCCACUCUCCACCUCCGUCAUUGUUGCCUUCCUCUCAGCCCCUCUUGUUCUCUAACUUCCUCCUGGCAGAAGCUGCUGACGGCAUGGAGAAUAGGCACACCUUCCUGUACUUUGCAUACGGCAGCAACCUGCUGAAGGAGCGGCUGCAGCUGAAGAAUCCCUCCGCCAUGGUGCACUGUGUGGCCCGGCUCAUGGACUAUAGAUUGGUGUUUGGGAACUAUAAAGGCCUGGCCAGUGACCGGUGGCAUGGAGGUGUGGCCACCAUCGAGCACAGCCCAGGGGACGAGGUGUGGGGCGUGGUGUGGAGGAUGAGCAUGUCUGACCUGGAGUCUCUGGACAGUCAGGAGAAUGUGACGUUAGGUGCGUACAGUCCUGUGGAGCUCUCAGUGAAGACAAAAGGCCAGGAGCUCAACUGUCGUACGUACAUAAUGAACAGCUGUGUGUACGCCCCACCCUCGCCCCAGUACCUGCAGGUGAUUGUAAUGGGAGCGGAGCAGAACGGUUUGCCAAAGGACUACCAGGAGAGGCUGAGAGCCAUCAAGACCAACAUGUACGAGGGCCCUCUGCCCAUGAUGGCUGAACUGGAGCGAGCCAGAAGGAGAGCCAAAGAGAGGGAUAACCACUGUUCCGAUGCCUGAUAAUCCAGCAGAGUCCAGCUCCACUUUUUACCAAAGGAAAGUCCUCGUAACACUGUAUGCCACCCUUUAUACUGGAGCUUCUUAAAGGUGCUCUAAGCGAUGUCACGCGUUUUUUUAGGCUACAACAUUUUU